AUGAAAGGGAACAAAGUGGACGUUUCAGAGUUGAAGCCAGCAAAAUCACCGGCGACGUUUCGAGAAUCGUUACGGGCUACAUUAAUAAUUGGACAAGCAUUCUCUUUGAUCCCAGUUAUCGGGGUCUUUAGAAGUACCUCGGAUGUCAGAUUCACCUGGUUGUCAUGGAAAUUCAUGUACCUCUGUCUAUCACUUUGUGGACAAAUUUUUAUCACCAUUAUGUGUUUUCAUAAAGUUGUGAACUCGCAAACGUCGCUUAAUGGAACAACUCCAAUUAUAUUCUACAGUACAACAUGUAUUACAAUGUUAAUGUUCUUACAAGUGGCAAGAAAGUGGCCGGAUCUGGCCCGAUACGCUGCUAAAAUUGAGGAGUUGGAUCCAAACUAUGACACGAAAUUAACUUAUAAGUGCAAUGGAACUUGUGCUAUAGUACUAGCAUUGGCUUUGUUGGAGCAUAUACUAUCAUUAUUAUCGGCGUUCGCUGGUGCACAGGUAUGCUUUCCUGAUAUGUCUUUGUACGAGGGGUUUGUGAAGCAUUUUUACCCCUGGGUUUUUAAUUAUCUUCCAUAUUCACCCUUGCUGGGAUUUAUGACACAGUUCCUCCACUUUCAAUCAACGUUCAUCUGGAAUUUCUCCGACCUGUUCGUUAUAUGUAUGAGUUAUUAUCUGACGUCGCGUUUGGAGCAUGUUAAUAUGAAAUUGCUUGCAGCCCAGGGCAAGUAUUUACCAGAAGUGUUCUGGAGAACCACACGCGAAGAGUAUGGACGAGCUGCGCAACUCGUGCGAAAGGUUGAUGACGUAAUAAGCGGAGUUGUAUUUAUCUCCUUUGCAAACAAUCUAUUCUUUAUUUGCCUCCAACUUUUUAAUACAUUAGAACAUGGUAUAAAAGGAACAUCGGAAUGUAGCAGCCGGAACCAAGGAUCAACAGUUUUCGGCGGAUAUGAAGCAGCCAUAUACUUCCUAUUCUCACUUAUAUAUUUGAUGGCAAGGUCGAUAGCGGUGUCUUUGAUCGCAUCGCAAGUCAACGCGGCUUCAAACACACCGGCCCCAGUACUGUAUGACGUGCCUUCACCUGUUUAUUGCGUUGAGGUUCAAAGAUUUCUAGAUCAAGUUAAUGGAGAUAAAAUAGCCUUAAGCGGUCUUCAGUUCUUUAGCGUAACUCGUGGUUUACUUUUAACUGUAGCCGGAACGAUAGUGACAUAUGAACUAGUGAUGUUCCAAUUUAAUUCACCACAAGAUGGCGCCACGAAUACAACAGAAGUGCAUUAAUUAAGACUAAAGAUAUUUAUUGCGAU
This is a messenger RNA of Pieris rapae (cabbage white), 1295 nucleotides long. RefSeq names its product gustatory receptor for sugar taste 64f. Gene Ontology annotation, molecular function: taste receptor activity. Gene Ontology annotation, biological process: sensory perception of chemical stimulus; detection of chemical stimulus involved in sensory perception of taste. The record is from RefSeq and is a predicted model, not a curated record. NCBI's taxonomy places the organism in Eukaryota, Metazoa, Arthropoda, Insecta, Lepidoptera, Pieridae. Gene Ontology annotation, cellular component: membrane. Bases 1 to 1269 code for a protein of 422 amino acids. The transcript has 11 exons.